AUGCCUCAACUUGAUAAAUUGACUUAUUUCUCACAAUUCUUCUGGUUACGCAUUCUCCUCUUUACUUUUUAUAUUCUCUUAUUUAAUAAUAAUAAUGGAAUACUUAGAAUUAGCAGAAUUCUCAAACUACGGAACCAACUGCUUUCGCACCGGGGGAACAAGAUCCAGAGCAAGGACCCUAAGAAUUUGGAAGAUAUCUCAAGAAAAGGUUUUAGCACAGGUCUCUCAUAUAUGUACUCCAGUUUAUCUGAAGUAUCCCAAUGGUGUAAGACCGUCGACUAUUUGGGAAAAAGGAAUAAAAUAACUCUGAUCUCUCCCUUGGCAGCACCUGUGCCGUUUGCAGCUUGGUGGUGCCCCCUCUCAUGCGGCCUGCCCUCCCUUUGUGGGCAUGGCUGCCCCUGA
This is a messenger RNA of Lolium perenne, 402 nucleotides long. Its product is annotated as putative ATP synthase protein YMF19. Gene Ontology annotation, cellular component: mitochondrion. The record is from RefSeq and is a predicted model, not a curated record. Lineage: Eukaryota; Viridiplantae; Streptophyta; Magnoliopsida; Poales; Poaceae.